Messenger RNA from Setaria italica (foxtail millet), 2448 nucleotides. RefSeq names its product lysM domain receptor-like kinase 10. The transcript is spliced from 10 exons. The coding region runs from base 240 to 2105 and encodes 621 amino acids. The record is from RefSeq and is a predicted model, not a curated record. Gene Ontology annotation, molecular function: ATP binding; transmembrane receptor protein kinase activity. Gene Ontology annotation, biological process: protein phosphorylation; innate immune response. Lineage: Eukaryota; Viridiplantae; Streptophyta; Magnoliopsida; Poales; Poaceae.
UGCACAAAUGAACUAGGCCUUGGCGUGUGAUUUUCGGCCCGAGACAACCGAGACGAGACCAACCCAUCAUCAUCCAUCAGUCCACCACACACACCACCAAAGCGGCAAAGCCCACGGGAGUCACGGGCCACACACACAACUGUAGCGCGUCAAACUGCGGUGUCACUUUCGUCUUCCCCAGUCAACUCCACCCAUUCCCUGCCACUGCCACGGCUCCGCACCGCCCCGCAGUCCCCACCAUGCUCCCUCUCCUCCUCCUGGUCGCCGGCGCAGCCUCUACGGCGGCAGCGUCCGGUGACGGUUGCCGCGUCGGCUGCCCGCUGGCCCUCGCCGCGUACUACUUCACGGCGGAGUCCAACCUCACCUUCAUCGCCUCCCUCUUCAACUUCCCCGACUACACCGCGCUGCUCCCUUACAACCCCAACAUCACGGACCCGAACUACAUCGUCACCGGCGCCCGGAUCAGCGUCCCGUUCACCUGCUCGUGCCUCGCCCUCCCCGCCGACCCUACCUCCACCUACCUCGCCGGGUCGAUCCCCAGCAAUCUCUCCCGCGGCGAGUCGUACGGCGACGUCGCCGCGGAAUUCGCCAACCUCACCACGGCCGCGUGGCUGAAGGCCACCAACAGGUACCCGGCGGAUAAGUUACCGGCAUCUGGGACGAUUGAUGCCACCAUUAACUGCUCGUGCGGCGACAAGAGUGUGUCGCCGCGGUACGGGCUGUUCCUCACCUACCCGCUCUGGGACGGGGAGACGCUCGCCUCGGCGGCGGAGCAGUACGGGUUCUCGUCGCCGGCGCAAAUGGACCUGCUCAGGAGGUAUAAUCCCGGGAUGGGUGGGGUCUCCGGGAAGGGAAUUGUGUUUAUCCCGGUGAAAGAUACAAAUGGUAGUUACCGCCCUCUGGAAUCAGGAAAUACUCUUUCUGGAGGAGCAGUAGCAGGAAUUGUGAUAGCCUGUAUUGUUAUUUUGAUUGUGGGGAUCUGGCUGGUUGUCAUUUAUUAUAGGCGGCAAAAAAUGAGAAAGGCCAAAUCACUCCCCUGUCCAGAGGAUUCGGUCCAACUUGGCAGUGCUUCACAAGCUGAGGGCAUUAAGGUUAACAGAUCCAUACAGUUCUCAUAUGAAGAACUUUGCGAUGCUACACACAACUUUAGUAUGGAGCAUAAAAUUGGGCAAGGUGGUUUUGGCUCUGUUUAUUAUGCUGAGCUUAGAGGCGAGAAAGCUGCCAUAAAGAAAAUGGAUGCAAAGGCAACUCAAGAAUUCCUCGCUGAACUGAAGGUUUUGACGCAUGUCCAUCACUUGAAUCUGGUGCACUUAAUUGGUUAUUGUGUCGAGAAUUGCUUGUUCCUUGUUUAUGAAUUUAUUGAGAAUGGAAACCUAAGCCAGCAUCUCCAUGGGACUGGAUAUGAACCUCUUUCAUGGACCAGUAGAGAGCGAAUAGCCCUUGAUUCAGCAAGAGGUCUCGAGUAUAUUCAUGAACACACUGUUCCAGUGUAUGUUCAUCGGGAUAUCAAGUCUGCAAAUAUCCUGAUUGACAAAGACCUUCGAGCAAAGGUUGAAACCUUUCAUGAAAACCGUCCAUGUCUUAGUCAUCUUAUGUGCAAUAUCAAUGGUACCUUGCAGGUAGCAGAUUUUGGACUGACAAAGCUUACAGAAAUUGGAACUGCAUCACGGUCACUUCCAACACGAGUUGUUGGUACAUUUGGUUACAUGCCUCCAGAGUAUGCUCGAUAUGGAGAGGUUUCUCCUAAAGUGGAUGUCUAUGCUUUUGGUAUCGUCUUGUAUGAACUUAUUUCAGCCAAAGAAGCUAUUGUGAGAUCAACAGAAUUCACAGAUACAACAAGCCUGGUUUGUCUGUUUGAGGAGACUCUGAGCAUGCCAAACCCCACGGAAGCUCUUGAGGAACUGAUUGAUCCAAGGCUAGCAGGUGACUAUCCCGUUGACUCGGUUCUGAAGAUGGCGAACCUUGCGAAGUCAUGCACGCAUGAAGAGCCCAGCAUGAGGCCCACGAUGAGAUCUGUGGUGGUUGCUCUCAUGGCGCUCUCAUCCAAGGACAAUGAGCUAACUCGGGGACUGGAACUCUCUCCCAGAGAACUAAGAUCUGGUUAGCAUCGCCCCUCGGGGUAUAUCUGGCCUUGAUUGUUACAUGGCGGUGGCGGAUCGGGCUUUUAGUUACGCAUAAGCGUGUGGUGUACAUGUUGCCUUUUAGAGUAUUUAGAGAGCUGCUUUUCCAUAUGAAAAUAGUAUAAGCGAGCGUGCAGUUUCUUUGCUUGUUUGCAUCGCUUAAUAAAAAUUAGGCCUGUUCAGGCUUUUAACACCUUUUUAACACAUUGGCUGCCAAACAGGUGUGUUAAAAGGAUUGUGUUAAAGUUUAACACCUCAUUUUUUAUAAACACAUGGAGGGGUGUUAAAACUUGCUAAAGGUGAUAAAAGUGGUCCUCUAUUUCACAUA